AUGGUCAUGGCACUCAGUUACACCUCUAUCGAAACCCUAGGUCGUGUGGAACUCGGAUCCACACAAUUCACUCCCACCGAUCCAAACAGUCACACAGAUCUUAAUCGCAAUGUCGAUGAGCUGACUAAGAGGUUCGAGGACCCAAACAACUUGGCCGAUUGGCUACUCUGGCAGAUUGACUUGAUUCGCAACUUCAAAUUUGGUCCUAUUGGUGAGGAAAGAAGAAUGGACGAGAGCACCGAGGUGAAGGACAGGAACGUGCUAAUCCGUGACCAGAGCAAGGCAAGUGUCCAUUCGAGAUUAGGCCUGUAG
Prunus armeniaca (apricot) is the source of this 312-nucleotide messenger RNA. NCBI's taxonomy places the organism in Eukaryota, Viridiplantae, Streptophyta, Magnoliopsida, Rosales, Rosaceae. The record is from the annotation of a GenBank genome assembly.